Peniophora sp. CBMAI 1063 is the source of this 1038-nucleotide messenger RNA. The record is from the annotation of a GenBank genome assembly. Lineage: Eukaryota; Fungi; Basidiomycota; Agaricomycetes; Russulales; Peniophoraceae.
AUGGCCGAGCCUUCGCGCAAGAACAUGCCCUACGUGCGUUUGGGCAAGUCGGGCUUGAAGGUGUCCAAUAUCAUCUUGGGAUGCAUGUCGUACGGAUCUCCGGAAUGGCAAGACUGGUUGCUCGAGGAGAAGGAGGGGAUAGAACACAUCAAAUACGCCUACGAGCACGGUAUCAACGCCUUUGACACCGCGAAUGUGUACAGCAACGGUCGCAGCGAAGAAAUUCUGGGCAAGGCUAUCAAAGAGAUCAACAUGAACCGCGACGAGAUUGUCGUCAUGACCAAGCUGUAUGGUACCGUCUCCCGCAACGGUGGGCCCGUUCUGCGCUUGUCGCCGACCGAAGCCGAUCAGGCUGGCUACGUGAAUCAGCACGGGCUCUCGCGCAAGCACAUCUUUGAGAGUGUUGAGCACUCGCUGCGUCGUCUCGGCCUGGACUACGUCGACCUCUUGCAGUGCCAUCGGUUUGAUCCGGACACACCAAUCGAGGAAACUAUGCAGGCUCUGCACGACGUCGUCAAGAGCGGCAAGGUUCGGUACAUCGGCAUGAGCAGCUGCCACGCCUGGCAAUUCCAUAUCAUGCAAAACUACGCCAUCGCAAACAAGCUCACGCCUUUCAUCACGAUGCAGAACCACUACAAUCUCGUUUAUCGUGAGGAAGAGCGCGAGAUGAUGCCGACCCUGAACCACUUUGGCGUUGGGUGUAUCCCCUGGUCUCCGCUGGCGCGCGGUCUACUUACGCGCCCGCUCUCGCAAGACACGAAACGUGGUGGGACGGACGCCUGGGUGAAAGGCUACGGCGCUGCGGGCACUGAAGCCAUCGUAGGACGCUGCGAGGAAGUCGCGAAGAAGCUCGACCUCACGAUGGCGCAGGUCGCGCUGGGCUGGGUAAUGGCGAAGACUGAUGCGCCGAUCGUGGGCACGACGAGCCUGAAGAAUCUUGAGGACCUCAUCGGUGCUGUGAACGUCAAACUUAGUGAGGAGGACAUCAAGUAUCUCGAAGAGCCGUAUGCCCCUCGUGGAGUCUUCGGCCACGUUUGA